Sesamum indicum (sesame) is the source of this 699-nucleotide messenger RNA. Lineage: Eukaryota; Viridiplantae; Streptophyta; Magnoliopsida; Lamiales; Pedaliaceae. The record is from RefSeq and is a predicted model, not a curated record.
AUGGUGAUGGUUAUAAUGCAGAAGCCAUGUGAAGCUGGUCGACAAUUGGGAGAAACACUCCGUGCUGUUAAUCGCCCAUCAUCGAUGGAGCAACGUGACAAACUUUACACCCAGUCGCUCCAAAACGUUCCUCCUGGCUCCUAUGGUGCUGUGCAACUCUACACCCAAUCGCAAGAUGUUCCUCCCACCUCCUACGUUGUCCCACCCUACACCCAAUCGCAAGACGUUCCUCCCACCUCCUACGUCGUCCCACCCUACACCCAAUCGCAAGACGUUCCUCCCACCUCCUACGUUAUCCCACCCUACACCCAAUCGCAAGACGUUCCUCCCACCUCCUACGUUGUCCCACCCUACACCCAAUCGCAAGACGUUCCUCCCACCUCCUACGUUGUCCCACCCUACACCCAAUCACAAGACGUUCCUCCCACCUCCUACGUUGUCCCACCCUACACCCAAUCGCUCCAAUUUCCAUCUCCAAUUCCUCCGUACCCAUUUCCUCCAUUUCAACUAACCUCCUACGGUGUUGUACCACCCAACACCCAAUCGCUUGAAAACAUUCCUCCCACCUCCUAUAAUAUUGUUCCACCGUACACCCAAUCACUUCAAAACAUUCCUCCCACCUCUUACGGUGUUGUGCCACCCUAUACCCAAUCGCUCCAGAUUCCUCCCGGCUCCAACAGUGAAGUCUCACCUCCUUAA